GACUGAGUGUGUUCAGAAAAGUUUAAACCUGAGCUGACAGACAGUUUGCUGACAUACACUUCAUCAGCACUGACUCAUUCCUGUGUGUCUGCACCCUCAACAUCAAUAAACCCAUUCCAACCCAUUUUUCUAAAUUCCUCUUUGUCAGAUAGUUGAAUCUCUCCAAGAGGAACGGGUCGGAUUAGACCAGGAAAUAGAAAAAUGAUAAUCCCUCAAUUGAAUUUCAUCCUCCUUUUCAAAACACCUGAUUAUGUAAAGAGUGUGUUAACCUCCUCCACCAUCACACUGAGAUGCAGGAGGCUUUUUGGGAUUGUAUUAACACAAAUAACCUAGAAAAUGUUUGAUGUUUUCUCUCCGCAGACACAGAAAUCACAUGUCAGAGAGACGACGGUGCUGACGCUUGUUUCAUUAUCAAAUCAAAGGCUGCACUUUGAAUUCGUUGUGACUCUUGAGCUUGUGGGAGGUCUGAACAACCUGUGUGUGUGUGUGUGUGUGUGUGUGUGUGUGUGUGUGUGUGUGUGUGUGUGUGUGUGUGUGUGUGUGUGUGUGUGUGUGUGAGUGAGUGUGUGUGUGUGUGUGUGUGUGAGUGUGUGUGUGUGUGAGUGUGUCAAGGGGCUUUAUAAAAGGUCUGGAGGUCGAACCUGAAGUCAGUUUAGUGUCUGAUCAUUGGAGGAGCUGCUGUCACCAACAGGGACCAUAAGAUGCAGAUGUCCCACAGACCUGUGCAGUGGCUCGCGGUCAUGCUUCUAGUCAUCUUUGCAGCAGGCCAGUGUCAACAGAACGAGAGCCGCCGAGCUGUGACUGAGCACCAGCUGAUGCACGACCGCGGCCGAAACAUCCAGAGUCUCAAGAGACUCAUCUGGUUGUCCAGCGCCAUCGAGGGUCUCCACACCGCCCAGACCCGCUCUGCUGCUUUCAAUCCCACAAAGGUCCUGAACCUGGAUUUGAACCCAGCGCUGGUCACUGCUGCUGGCAGCCCCCAGACCGCCCGGGUGCAGAGCCUCCUGAGAGACUUCUUUAACCCCUACCUGACUCAGCUGCCAGACAGAGAGCCCUAACACCACACUGAUGCACAAAAUUAAGCUAGCUUACAAAAAUAUAAAAAGUAUUGAUUGUGUCCAUCGUUUGAACAAUAAAAAAGAUUUGUUGAUUGGGCUCAAAAACAACAUAUUUAUGAAAAAAAAAAACAUAUAUACUGUAUAUAUAUAUAUUUAUUUUAUUUUUUUGUCUUAAUGUUUAGUCACAUUACUUUUACAUCAAGGGCUGGGUGAUAGAACCAAAAAAUACAAUUUAUUUCAAGCUUGGGGACAAUUCACAACUUUGAUAAAUUUGUUUUUCCAACAAAAUACAGCGAGACCAAAACAUGAUUGCAACAUCAAAUCUUUAGGUCAUGUGCUAAACUGUGGAAAACACUGUUGAUCUUUUCCACAAAAACUAAAAUUUGAAUAGCUUGGAUUAAUUCUAUGUACUAUCCAGGCCUAAUUAUGUUUGCGUUAUUUCUCAUUAUCUUCAGUUGAAGACAAAUUCAAGCCUUUCCAGUUUCCAGUGCGAUCUCCUCCAGCAAACUCUGCACAGGCAGCCAACAGACACACUGAUGCACUGUGUUUUUUAAUGGAGAAGUCCUUAUUCUAACACCUUGUCAUCACACUACAAGACUACCAACACUUUCAUACACAGCUUACAGUCUAUUUAUCUACCCCCCACAUCAGAAAUGUGACCUCAAAUAAUUUCCAGUGCAGAGGAAGUAAAUUCAACAGAAGGCUAAUGUAACUUUAGUGACAUCAGAAAAAGACUAACGGCUCUUACACACAGACUGCAUGUCUUUGUUCAAACCUGUCUCAAUAUACUUUUAAUGUGUGCUGCUCUGAUACGUCUCGAGAGAAGCUUGAUGCCUCUGAAUUUCAUGUUUUAUCAGCAUAAUGAGGAAAACUUUUUAAUUACUGAGUUUGCAAAACAAUGUAUUUAAUUAGGGAGAGAUUGUCAAUUUAUCUAAGUAUUGAAAAAGUUUAAAGCACCCACAGGAUGUUUUCACUUUUUAACAUUUAACCGAUCUUUCCCCAACCUUUUUUUGUUGUCUAAACUUAACCACACAUGAGUCAGGAUGAGUCAGACCACCUUCCUAUGACUUAUGUUCAGUACAACAAGAAGCACUUCCUGCUUUCACUUGAACAACAAAAACAUUGCCCCUGAACAUAAUCUAGACAGCAACUACAUUUCCUUCAAACUGUAUUUGGCAAAUUAAAAAUGUAUUAAUGUAAUUUCAAAGACAAUGAGUAUCUUUAUUGUGUCACCUCAACCCAGAGAGCCAGACAAAGCUCUGAAGAAAACACUCAGAAUCACAGAUGCUGUCCAGAAGACACAACAGAGAACUACAGUAGUAGUAGUACCAUUGUACAUCCAUAGUACAUCUUAGCUUAGAUGCAAAAAAUAUGUUGUUUCAGGUGGCUGCAACUGUGUAAUACGUAAGCAAUAACAUGAUAUAAUGUUGACAUAAUAUGAGUAACUCAGCCCGCUAAAAGCCUAAUUUUUUAUAUCUUCAGCUGAACUCUACAAGUCAUUUUUACAGUGUAAACUAAUCACUUCACAGCCAGUAUGGACACCAACGCCUCCUUUCAUAUAUGGAUAUGUGAGUAUUUGUACUAAGACAGAGUUGAAAAAAUCCACACCUGUCCUUUAAAGGAGCUAUUUACAAGUUUUGCUAUUGUUAGGCUACACAGCCAACGUUAGCAUUAACAGCUGUUUACUUACCAGUCUUGAGGAGAGCUUCAGCCAUCAUUGCGUUUACAAUACAAGAAGUUAUAAUACAUCUUGUGAGCAGCACUACUUCUGCAGGGUAGCCGAGCUGGGGCUAGCUGGUUAGCAUGCUAACUUCAGAAGACGAAAAGAAGUGAUAGAAAUAGAGGCAAAACAAGCCAUAACAUUGGCGUUGCGUUCCCCCAGUGGAUACAACUCUUGGUGAGUAAAGGAAUAAGGUUUGAUGCUGAACCCGCAACUUUUCUUUUUGACUAGUAAGUAAACAGCUGUCAAUGCUAACAUUGGCUAUGUACCAAUAGCAAAACUUACAAAUCGCUUCUUUAAAGCUGCAGCUGCCACAACCAGGCGGACUGAUGCAGUUGUGUGUACGAGGCAAAUAUAAAGAGGAAAAUAAUACACAGUUUAAAUCCUUUAGAUCUUUGUAUUUGUGUGUGUAUUUAACAUUUUGUAUCAUCACCAUAGGGUCUUAUGCAACUUAACACAACUUUUUGCAUGUCUAAAAAUAUGCAUGUUUAUUAUUCUGUUCUUGGCUGUUGUUAAAACGCUGCUUAGUGUGUGAUAAUAUUCAUAAGUAAGAGUCUACAUACUUGUUACAGCUGUUUCUUCAGUACAGCUCAUUUGUUAUCAGAACCUAAAAAGAUCUUAAGACUACUGUACUACUUGUAAUCAUUAGUGACUGAACUGUGUUUACUCCUCUCCUAGAAUUGAAUGUAGUGCAGUCUGAACUUACAGACUGAAUGACCCACAAUGUAUGGGAUGACAUUUAUGAAUUUCAUGUGUUUGAUUAAUUCUCUUUGUGCAUGCAAGAGACGUGUGGUUGUAUAACAAUGAUUGAAUGCCUGCAGUUUUAUCUUAUGAAAAUUUAUAUUAAACUUUGUGGAUGCAUGGA
Seriola aureovittata is the source of this 3643-nucleotide messenger RNA. RefSeq names its product parathyroid hormone 4 (gene pth4). Gene Ontology annotation, biological process: osteoblast development; adenylate cyclase-activating G protein-coupled receptor signaling pathway; bone mineralization. The transcript is spliced from 3 exons. Lineage: Eukaryota; Metazoa; Chordata; Actinopteri; Carangiformes; Carangidae. The coding region runs from base 702 to 1058 and encodes 118 amino acids. Gene Ontology annotation, cellular component: extracellular region. The record is from RefSeq and is a predicted model, not a curated record. Gene Ontology annotation, molecular function: hormone activity; peptide hormone receptor binding.